This is a messenger RNA of Chaetomium globosum CBS 148.51, 2025 nucleotides long. RefSeq lists its product as uncharacterized. Lineage: Eukaryota; Fungi; Ascomycota; Sordariomycetes; Sordariales; Chaetomiaceae. The coding region runs from base 1 to 2025 and encodes 674 amino acids. Gene Ontology annotation, molecular function: ATP-dependent protein folding chaperone; ATP binding. The transcript is spliced from 4 exons. The record is from RefSeq and is a predicted model, not a curated record.
AUGAGCAUCUCCCUACCCAUGCACUCGUCUCCGAGCCAGAGGAACCGUAAGAGCAGGGACUACUUCACAAACAGCUCGGCAACCUCCCCUGGAACUCCCGGCAGUGCACUUAGAGACCUAGCUGUGGAGCCGCCAUCUAUCAACGACCGGCUUAUUGUCGGCGUUGACUUCGGGACUACCUUCUCUGGGGUUGCUGCUGUUUACACCGGGACACCAGACGACGUCGAAAUCAUCAAGACAUGGCCGGGUGGUAAUGGCAUCACGUCGGACAAGGUCCCGACCGAAAUCUCCUAUGACCUCCCAGCCGGGGCAGCCCCCGGGACCGCGCCCACGGUAAAAUGGGGCUUCCAGUUCCGCCCCGAGGAGUCGCGCCUCCGGUGCAUCAAGUUGUUUCUUGACCGCUCGCAGAAGCUGCCCUUCUAUGUCAGCCCCCUAGAGACGGCCGCCCAGCUCAAGCGGUACAACAAGACGGUCGUCGAUGCCGUAAGCGACUACCUGACGCAAAUAUACAAGCACACCAUGGACACUCUCCGCCGACGGUACGGCGAGUCCUUCAUGGCGUCGACCAAGGUCGACUAUGUCCUGACAUGUCCUGCCGUGUGGUCUGAUGCCGCCAAGAACACAACGCUCCAGGCAGCCGAGAGGGCUGGUAUGGGCUCGCAGUCGCAAAUUCAGAUGAUCAGCGAACCCGAGGCGGCCGCUGUCUACACCCUCAAAGCUAUACAGCCGAAUAACCUCAAGGUUGGGGAUAACUUUAUCGUCUGUGAUGGCGGCGGCGGCACUGUCGAUCUGAUUGCUUACAAAAUCGUCUCACUGAAGCCGAUUCGUGUGGAAGAGUCUGCGGUUGGGACUGGUGGACUUUGUGGAAGCGCUUUCCUCAACUACCGCUUCGAGGAGCAUGUGAAAACCCGCAUUGGCCAGAGCCGGUUUGAUGAGAUCAAGACGAAGAAGGGCAAGACAUGGCAGAUGGGGCUCCGGUACUUUGAGGAGUUUGUUAAGCGCAACUUCAACGAGGACGAGCACCAAGAAGUAAACGUUCCCUUCCCCGGCCUCCCCGACGAUGAAGAAGCUGGCCUCGACUCGGGCUUCCUCGUCAUGACAGCUGAACAAAUCAAGGACAUUUUCGACCCCGUUGUCAAGGAGGUCUGCGAUCUCGUCCAGGGCCAGGUCGACACCCUCCGCGCCAAGGGUGGCGUUGUCUCGGGUAUCAUCCUCGUCGGCGGUUUCGGCCAGAGCGAUUACCUCUAUCGCCGGCUUAAAGACCACUUCACCAGCGCCGCACCGCCCCCUUACACCAAGAUACCUACCAACUCCAAUCCCGCCAGUGAUCUCACGGAACACCCUUCUAUCGAGGUGAUGCAGCCCGUCUACGCCUGGACGGCCGUCGUGCGCGGCGCCGUAUUGCGCGGCCUCGAGGGUAACAUGGUGAUAUCCCGCAAAUCCCGCAUGCACUACGGCACGUCAUACGCCACCAUCUACGACGAGGCCAAACACUCGGUCACGGAGCGGUACUGGUCGCCUCUGUGGGAGCGCUGGAUGGUUUCAGACCGGAUGCAGUGGCAUAUCGCCAAGGUGAGCUUCCCUUCCCCCCCACCCUUCCCAGCAGCCUCUACCACCAUCCCCCCUCCCAGCAACCUAUGCUACCACCACAUCCUCCCACCAAUACUAACACCCGCCAUCCACCCCACCCAGGGCGAGGCAAUAUCCCCGCUACAACCCAUCGCCUUCCACUACACGCGCAACUUCCGCUCGGGCCAGUCGCUCGUCGUGACCGACGACCUGAUCGCCUGCGAGGCCGACGAGCCUCCGCGCGCCUACAGCCGCGACCUCGUGCACGUCUGCACCCUGACCACCGACCUCAGCGCCGUGCCCCGCAGCCUCUUCACCCGCCUGACCACCACCCGCGGCGUCGAGUUCGAUAACCUCGAUUUCACCCUCGAGAUGAUUGUGGAUAGUGCGGGGUUGGGGUUCGAGUUGAAGGUGGAUGGGGUGAGGUAUGGGAGGGUGGAUGCGAAGUUUCAUUGA